AUGCCGUCAAACAGUACUUCGAUCAAUGAAAUAUCGUCUAAUGAAACUCAAGGUGCCAUUGCUUACAUCGUUGUUGUGAUCGUAUGGUACGGGAUAGGAUUUGGUAUAAUUUUACUCGAUAAUAUCCGUCAACGAACUCACCAGACACAACAGCAUCGUUACAAGAAUGUUUAUCAGGCAGUCAAUGAUUUAUAUGAGCAAACAGCACGAAAAGAUAUCUUAAUUCAGCUGAAAGAUAACGAUAAACGACAGAAAAUUUGGAAUAUUUAUUAUAGUACUGAAAAAAGUUGUCAAUCCACCGUGGAAAAAGAUAAAGAAGCAGGUCAUUCGAUUACAAAACAAUUGACCGAGCAACAUCGUUUACUUCGAAAUACUUUAAACGAUCUAAGUUUGGAUCCAGUCGACGAUGAUGAAACUGAAUGA
Messenger RNA from Adineta ricciae, 423 nucleotides. Lineage: Eukaryota; Metazoa; Rotifera; Eurotatoria; Adinetida; Adinetidae. The record is from the annotation of a GenBank genome assembly.